Molecule: messenger RNA, 3120 nt
Organism: Dichotomopilus funicola
Lineage: Eukaryota; Fungi; Ascomycota; Sordariomycetes; Sordariales; Chaetomiaceae
Product: cleavage factor two protein 2
Exons: 2
Coding region: 1-3120 (1039 amino acids)
Biological process (GO): mRNA 3'-end processing by stem-loop binding and cleavage
Cellular component (GO): mRNA cleavage and polyadenylation specificity factor complex
Molecular function (GO): RNA binding
Source: RefSeq, a predicted model, not a curated record
AUGUUCACCUUUAGCCCGCUGCAGGGCGCCCUCUCAGAGGCUACGGCAUCACAGUCCCUGCUGGAGCUCGAUGGCGGCGUCAAGGUGUUGGUAGAUGUCGGCUGGGAUGAGACCUUUGACGUCGAGAAGCUGCAUGAGCUAGAAAAGCAGAUUCCCACGCUCUCGCUGAUCCUGCUCACCCACGCAACCGUCGACCACCUCGGCGCAUACGCCCACUGCUGCAAGAACUUCCCCCUCUUCACCCGCAUCCCCGUCUACGCGACCCGGCCCGUCAUCGACUUAGGCCGCACCCUAACCCAAGACCUCUACGCCUCAACCCCCCUCGCAGCGACCACAAUACCACCGACUUCGCUAGCCGAAGUAUCCUACUCCUACGCCCGCACAGCCUCCGCCGCGGAGCACAACCUCCUCCUACAACCGCCGACCUCCGAAGAGAUCGCGCGCUACUUUUCCCUCAUCCAGCCCCUUAAGUACUCCCAGCCCCACCAACCGCUCCCCUCACCCUUCUCACCACCCCUCAACGGCCUGAGCAUCACCGCCUACAACUCCGGACACACCCUCGGCGGCACCAUCUGGCACAUCCAGCACGGCCUGGAAUCCAUCGUCUACGCCGUCGACUGGAACCAAGCGCGCGAAAAUGUCUUCUCCGGCGCCGCUUGGCUGGGAGGCGGCCACGGCGGUGCUGGUGGUGGCGGUAGCGGCGCCGAGGUAAUCGAGCAGCUGCGCAAACCAACCGCCCUAGUCUGCAGCAGCCGGACCCCCGAAGCCGCGCUCCCCCGCGCCCGCCGCGACGAGCAGCUGCUCGAGUCCAUCAAGCUGUGUAUCGCCCGCGGCGGGACGGUGCUGAUCCCUGUGGACUCGAGCGCGCGGGUGCUGGAGCUGUCGUAUCUCUUGGAACAUGCCUGGCGCGCCGAGGCUGGGAAGGAGGAUAGCCAGGUGUUUAAGUCGGCUAAGGUAUACCUCGCCGGCCGCAGUAUUGGGAGCACGAUGCGCAAUGCGAGGAGUAUGCUGGAGUGGAUGGACGAUAGCAUCGUGCGGGAGUUUGAGGCCGUCGCUGGGGGCACUCGCGCUGGACACGGUGCUGGUGGUGGGGGUGGAAGUAAAGGCGGCGGCGGGGGAGGGGUUGGACCGUUUGAUUUCAAGUAUGUCCGGCUGUUGGAGCGGAAAGCGCAGGUGGAGCGGGUUUUGCAGCAAGUGGCCGAGGGGGCUGGGGGCGCCGAGCCCAGCGGCGGGCGGGUGAUCAUUGCGACGGAUUCGAGUGCGGAGUGGGGGUUUUCGAAGGACGUGAUGCGGGCGAUCGCGGGGGAUCCUAGGAAUCUGGUUGUUCUCACGGAGAAGCCGAACUUGAACGCGACGAAGCCGUCGAUCGCCCGGACGCUGUGGGAGUGGUGGAAGGAGAGGAAGGACGGGGUCGCGGUUGAGCAGACCAGCAGUGGCGAUACGUUUGAGCAGGUCUACGGAGGCGGGCGGGAACUGGAGGUCGCGGAUGCCAGCCGCCAGGCACUGGAGGGGAGUGAGCUUGAUAUCUACCAGCAGUGGCUCGCGACACAACGACAGCUGCAAGCAACACUCCAGAGCGGCGGUGGUACAGCCCUGGAGUCAGCCGCCGACGUCGUGGACGACGCGUCAGAAACAACAACAGAAUCCGAAGAGUCCGAGACAGAACAGCAGGGCAAGGCCCUGAAUGUAUCAGCAACCAUCGGCCAAGCUAGCCGCAAGAAGGUGGUACUCAAAGACGAAGACUUGGGCAUCACCAUCCUGUUCAAGAAGAAGGGCGUCUACGACUUCGACGUCCGCGGCAAAAAGGGCCGCGAGCGCAUGUUCCCCACCGUCGUGCGGCGGAAGCGCAACGACGAGUUCGGCGAGCUGAUCCGCCCUGAAGAGUACCUCCGCGCCGAGGAGCGCGAGGACGCCGAUGGGCCGGAUGAGCAGGGGCAAGAGAACAACCGACAGGAGCAGGGCCUGGGCAAGAAGCGCAAGUUUGACGACGUCGGCGCGGCCAGCAAGCGCCAGACGAAAUCGCGGGCUGUGUCUGAUGAGCCGGACGGUCAUCGUAGCGGUAAACAUCACAAUAAGGCGGCACACUCGGACGGUCAGGCGGGCAGCGAGCGGGACGAGCUGGACGAGUUGGACGAUGUGGAAGAUGAAGACAGCGGUGUUGUCGGCCCGGCCAAGCUGGUUACUCGGUCGGGGACGGUCUCGGUGCAGCUGCGCAUCGCCUUUGUCGACUUUUCUGGUCUGCACGACAAGCGCAGUCUGCACAUGCUGAUCCCGCUCAUCCAGCCGCGGAAGCUGAUCUUGGUUGCGGGCGCUGAGGACGAGACGCUGGCGCUUGCGGCUGACUGUAAGAAACUGCUUGGCUCGCAGCUUGUUACGGAGGGAUCGUCGGCAGGAGCAACAUCCCAGGGCGUGAUCGACGUGUUCACACCAGCAGUCGGGGCUACCGUCAACGCAUCAGUCGACACCAACGCCUGGGUCGUCAAGCUCGCCGAGCCAUUCGUCAAGCGUCUCAAGUGGCAGACGGUGCGGGGUUUGGGCAUUGUGACGGUUACCGGGUUGUUACUACCAGGCGGGGACAUCGCGAUCCAAGAUUCCGACGCGAUAAAGAGUGACGGUCAGACCACCGCCGCCGACAACGACGACGACGCGGACGAGACAGCGUCGCAUAAACGCCAGAAACUCGAAGGCGGCACCCCGUCGUCGUCUACCCCGGCCGCUACAGACGACAACGCACUAGUCACCACCAAAGGAGACACAACCAACGCCAAACCCUCCCUACCAACCCUCGACGUCCUCCCAACAACAUCCUCCCUCUCCACAUCCACAACCGCCCGCUCGGCCGCCCAACCCCUUCACGUCGGCGACUUGCGUCUGGCCGAUCUACGACGGGCGAUGUUAUCCGCCGGACACCGGGCCGAGUUUCGUGGGGAGGGCACGCUGUUGAUUGAUGGGAGUGUGGCGGUGCGGAAGACGGGGAUGGGUAGGGUUGAGGUGGAGAGUGUUGGGUGGCCUUUUGCUUCGUCUGGCUCAGGAGCUGGGGCUGGGGCUGGGGGAUUGGGGACGUUUUAUGAGGUAAGGAGGAAGAUUUAUGAGGGGUUGGCUGUUGUUGCCGGGGCGUGA